AUGGCAUCCCUUAAGGCACUGCGGCUGCCGCGGCCCAAGACGUUUUGCGGGCUGAUGAGCCUCCAGACGGGCACGGAGAUGAUCGCGCUGGCUCUGUUGUUCAACAAAAUCACCGGCCUUUACGGGCUGCUCGCCAUUCUCACCGGCUACAGCCUCUCGGUCGUGCAGUUUUCGCUCUACGUCUACUCGGUCCUCGCGCUGGGCAUUCUCGCAUUCUGCCUGCCCCACAUUCGCAAGCAGACGCCCUUCCAGAACCUCGCCUUCGCAUGGCUUUACAUCAUCGACACGGUUGUCAACACGGCCUACACUACACUGUUCGCGGUGAGCUGGUUCCUGGCUCUGGAAGAUGUUGGACCGAAGCAGGCGGAGCCGACCGAGACGGACGAGCCAGCGAUGGGCGGAGUCUUGGGUGCGGUCGACACCACGACGAGCAUGACGCUGAUUGUGAUGUUCACCCUCAUCCGGGUUUACUUCAUGUUUGUGGUGAUGGCGCACACACGCUCGGCGCUGCUGCAGUACCGUGAGGGCGGCCAGCGCGAGUGGGACGACGAGUCACAGUCUACCGAGAACCCGUUUGCGGUGGGUUCGCCGGAGGGGGCGGGCUGGAAGGGCAAGGUCGGAAGGACUAUGGUCUCUGUGGGUAGAGGCUACUGGCUGCCCAGCCUGGCCGAGAAAGACGAGUGGGCCAGGAGUAUGAACUCGAGAUUUCGCGGGAAGGCGUCUGCGGCAUGA
Neoarthrinium moseri is the source of this 732-nucleotide messenger RNA. RefSeq lists its product as uncharacterized. NCBI's taxonomy places the organism in Eukaryota, Fungi, Ascomycota, Sordariomycetes, Amphisphaeriales, Apiosporaceae. Bases 1 to 732 code for a protein of 243 amino acids. Gene Ontology annotation, molecular function: inositol phosphoceramide synthase regulator activity. The record is from RefSeq and is a predicted model, not a curated record. Gene Ontology annotation, biological process: inositol phosphoceramide metabolic process. The transcript is spliced from 2 exons. Gene Ontology annotation, cellular component: Golgi membrane; inositol phosphoceramide synthase complex.